AUGAGAGGCUGGGGAGCCGAGGCCAACACGGUCGACAGGUCGGAAUUCGAUCCUCACCAACGUCGCGUCUCCCAGCCACACCAGCACCAGUAUCAGAAUCAGAACCAGUACCCUCAUGCACCUCACAAUCCGCAGCCCUUUGACCAUCCAACUCGUCAUUCGUUGCCGCUGAAUCCAGAUUCCAACUCGGACUUGAAACGAGAGGGAUUCCAAAGACACGUCUCUGGAUCUUCUUCCUCUGGAUUCUCGGGAGGACCAGGUCCAGGGCUAGGAUCUGCACCGGGAAUGUCAGGCUAUCAAGGAGUUGGCGGUGGUAGCGAUAUGCGUGGAAGUGGAGACCGACAAUCGGGUGGAUGGGGAAGCGGAGGACGGGGUUCCUUCUACGGCUCUCAACCGGGUCGAGGGCAUGGUCGGGCUGGAGGAAGAGGGGGAGGGAGACAGUUCAGCGAUUCCAGGAAAGGUUAUGCGGGAGAAGGGAGGCCGAGGAGCGAGAUGGCGGGGGUGUUACACGCUGUCGAGCUCGGAAGGCAAGGCAGUCAGCGCGGCGGUGGGGGAGGUUGGGGAGAGGGCGAGAUUGUGGACGAAGCUGUCUCUACCUCUGGAUCUGCCAGAGGAUCUACAGGUGACAGGGGGAAAGGAGAGGAGUACGUCGAACCGACCAUGUCGACCGCGCUGGAAAAGCCUAUCACUUCUUUGCAAAACCAAUCCGAGGACUCCCAGGGUUCGGAGAGGUCCGACCAGGAACAAGAAGACGGAAGGACACCUCGAAAUGGACACAUCAACCUACCUACUAAAACGGAGAACCCAGACGACCUUUGGCGAACCGAUACUCUGAUCGGGAACGCGUCAGAAUCCCCACAACCCCCUUCAUCCAUCUCACAACCACCACAAUCCUGGUCGAACGCUUCUCCUCUCGCUCGCAACCCUUACAACUCCCGAUCUCGUCAGCCUUACCACGGGAACGGAGCGCACAGGAGGGGAGAAGAAUACAAGGCGGUUAUCAGGAGCAAGAUAGAGAAUUUGGAGGAUGAAGAGAAACCCGCUUUCGUCAAGGCGAAAGAGAAGGUGCAGGGGGACGCUGGGUUAGGAGCUGGAGCUGGAGCUGGACCUGCAGCGGCAAGAGAGGCCAAGGCGGAAACGAAGAAACGCGAUGAAGAUGGUGAGGUCGCUGCAGGAGAAGAGAAGAAGAUCGAGGAAUCAGCCGGAAUAUGGGGUGUCCUAGGACCGGCUGACGAACAGUCCGGGAGAGGUCCGAUGGAAUCCAAUUCCAAGCUAUUCGGACCGGCUAGCCUCGCCGCGCAGAGCCUCGAGACGGAACACCCUGGGCAUUUGCAGCUGGGACACGGGGUUCCACCUUCGCAGCAUAGGUUACAAGGCGACGUCGCGAGGAGGAUAUCGGAUUCUGGAUGGGGAAGCAGGGCGAGAGGUCCGAAAAGAGUUGGAUCGGGCAGAGGCGGGAGAAGGGGAAGUAAGGGCGAAGUCCGGGAAAGUGGGUUGGGGGAAGGACCGCAAGCUUCUCCAGCUCAACAAAAAGAAAAUAUCGGACAGUCUGUUCAGCCAGAGGAGGAUACACCUCGACAGACCGAUACAUUGCUAGACGGGGAGGACGCCAACGCGUCAAUCGCCGUCGAGCCGACCGAGAGGAUCGACGACACUCCACCGUCCUCCAGCCCUGCCGAGUUGAAUCAGUCACAGCAAGCACCUGGACCAGGGUUCUCCGCUCAUACUCGACUGUUGACCAUGGCUGUCAACGAACUUCGACCUGCUGUCCAGGAAGUAAGCGCACAACAGUUGAAACGAGUCGGGCAUAAGCAAGAUCGGGCGGAUUAUGUUGCUGAUUGGAAACGAUCUCAAGCGAACGAGCCGACGGCGGACUCUAAGGAUUGGGAAGAGAAGAGCAUCGCGAGCGAGGCUCCUAGCCGGGCUCCUUCGAGAAAAGGAAGAGGAGCGACCAAGGCUCCCCCUGUAUCUGAUCAGAACGGUAUCCCAGUCGUCGUCGCUUUGCCGCGACCCGGUCAGAGGAGGCUCGUUGAAAGCGGGAGGAAACUCGCGCGAGAUGACGAAACGAAAGUCACGAAACAGCAAGCGGAAGGAUCCGUCGCGAGCGGCAUGUCUGGGUACGAAGCGCAGCCAGAUGAGGACUCGGCGACGAUCAUCAGAGGGACUAGCUUCGAUGGGAUCUGGGAUACGGUCCCGAUUGAUGAGGAAGAUGCUUCGAGCGCGAAGAACAUGGAUGCGAAUGAGACGGGAUCGACGCGCUCGGCACGCAGCGAAAAGAAGAUCGUCGUGCGCUUGCCCACACCAAAGAGUUCGCCAUUGCCUAGUCUGGCGGGCAGCGAUCAUGUGCCAUCUCCUUUGAUCAAGAUGGCCGUAUUGGCGGAGAGUCAACAGCAGCAGCAGCAGCAACAGGUCGAGGACGCGUCAUCCGAUCCUGGUAAUCUGCAGAUCCAGGAGGGUAAUAACACCCAGAAUUUGGAAGACAGUAUACUUGGAUUGCAUUCUCUUGCAACUGCUGCCGUGACCCCACCGGAGGACUUGAAGCCAAGCGAUACGGUGAAGAUUCCGGCAGAUGUGCUCGAGAGCUUCGACGCCCCUCUAGGUGUACAUGCUAGAGUUAGAUCAGGAGAAAGUCAAACGAUCUAUUCGGGAAGACCCAGUACCUAUCCAUCUUCCGAAGUCCAUCAAGUCGCCGGUACAACGGCCAACCCGGUCCACCGGUCCAGAUCAAGUCUGGGAUCUCUACCGCUGGAAAAAGUUAUCAUCCCGUUAGACGAUCUCAGCGACGUGGAGAGCGAGUCGCAGGAGACAGUCGAUGCCUCUGUCAGAAAGGAGACAGUUCCAUUGCCAGUGGUCUCGCCAGUACCUCCUUACAACUAUUCGCACGUCUCUCCUCCAAUUCCCUAUUUCACGAGACAACCUGGUAUCCGGUCGGCAGUUAUACCCGAAAGACGUCUACCUGAAAUGUCUCCAGAGGUGUCUCGCCGCUCACCUCUCACAUAUCCGAACGAGAUGUCGCUGCAGCAACCGAACGGAACAUCCCGCUAUCACAGCCGCGCUCACCCUGCACCAACCAAGUGGGAGCUCAAGAUCGAGAGCAUGUUGCACAGCGUAUCGGCCAGGCAAAAUCAGAACGAUCAUACGAACCAGGAAAUUCGAUCACUUCGUCAAGAAGUCACCGCCUUGCAACAACACUUGCAGGAGGCACGACACCGUGUCUACGCCGCACAAAGCGCGGUAGCAGAAAAGCAGUCGCACGUCGAGCAGUUGAGCACGAGAAUCGGGGAGAACGCCAGAACGGCGCAGAUGUACGAAGGAUCGCUGGCAGCAAGAAAUGCGGAUCUGGCCUACUGUCGUGGUAGAAUCGAGCAUUUGGAGAGCAUCUUGCUGGCAAAUCAAAAGUUUAUCGCCGAUUUACAAACCAAGGUAGCAGAGAUGUCUCAGCCAAAGAAGGGCGACAAGACAUCAGAAGAGUCUCGCAUUCGCGGUAAUCUCGAUCGGAUCCUCGAACAGCAGCGACAGACUCUCGACCAUGGAAAGAAAUUCGAGCAGAAUCUGAGCGUUACCAUGCAAAAGCUGCAAGAGUCGCUCGAUUCUGCAAAAGAGACGGGAUCGGACCAAGUUCGCCAAUUCGAGAGUCAGGCGGCCAGUCUCAAAGAACGCGGGUUACAGCUGGACGUCAGGGAGGCGAACUUCCAGCUUACGCAAGUCGAGAGCGAAAGGGACUACUACAAGCGCCUCGCCAAGGACCUGCAUGAUCAGCUCAAAGAAAGCAAUUCCAAGCCUCGGACCGUCUUCGACAUCGAUCCUGAUCGUCCAGGAUUCAUUGAGACGACUUACAACUCUGACUUUGCCGCGUCUUCGCUCGAUCGCUUGAUCGGACCGUCUCGUUUUGGAAUGCCCAACACGCCACCCAAAUCUACCCUCGAUCUACGAGAGCUGCGAUGAAACAGAACGACAAGAGAGAAGAGACGUUGAGAAUCGGAACAUGUAUAACGCGGCUAUUCCUCUUCAGCCAUACACUCGUUUGACUCGGUUUUGUACCAGAGAGCAUAUCGUCGAACAUUAAUCAAGCGGCUUCGUGCGCACUACAUUCACAAGUCGAUGUCUAGCUGUAAAAAUCUCAGCAUCGGCGAUACAUAACAUUAAUUACACGGAUCCAGGGCACUAGCAUUGUUGUGGUUCGUGUCAAUCAGUACUGGGUCGGAGGAUGUGUCAUGAGCGGGCCGGCGGGU
This is a messenger RNA of Filobasidium floriforme, 4232 nucleotides long. RefSeq lists its product as uncharacterized. Lineage: Eukaryota; Fungi; Basidiomycota; Tremellomycetes; Filobasidiales; Filobasidiaceae. The coding region runs from base 1 to 3945 and encodes 1314 amino acids. The record is from RefSeq and is a predicted model, not a curated record. The transcript is spliced from 6 exons.